Messenger RNA from Prorocentrum cordatum, 1723 nucleotides. The record is from the annotation of a GenBank genome assembly. Lineage: Eukaryota; Dinophyceae; Prorocentrales; Prorocentraceae.
AGCCUUUCCGGCCCAAGGGUCUGAUGUCGAGCCAAGCAGAACGCUGCCGCUGCCAUUCGCUGGGGCGGCAUGAUGGGGCCAGCUGCGCUAUCAAUCGCAGCAUCCUUUCGCCACCGUGUCGCACUGGGUCUCAGGAUCUUCCUGCGCAAGCAGCGAGUCCGGGGAUGGUCGCUCAUCUUGGCUUACCUCGCGUGCGAGCUGGUCUGCCUCUGGCGCUUCCGCCUGCGCAUGGCUCGGCUGCGGCAGCCAAGGCGGAGUGAUCGGCGAGGCACCCUCGAGGACUUGCAGUGGCUGGUGGACUCUGCGGAGCAUCCCAUAUGCCCGAUCAAUCUGAGUAAGGAGUCCAUGGAGAUUUACUUGAAAGAGAAGUAUCCAGACAGGAAGCAGGGCCUUGACUGGAAAGACGUCUACGCUACAGUCCGCGACGCGUUCUGUCUUGCAGGGCCCUCGGCCAUCGAGCAUGCCAAAAUUCUGCGCAUCAUCACGGCCAUGGCAAAGCAGCAGGGCAUUAAGCCCCCUCCGGCGGACGCGAAGCCACCGGCGCGCGAUGCACCUCUGGCCUUCGGCAGCGCGCCGCUGCAGGUGGUGCACAAGCCCUUGCCCGUGGAGGCUGCUCUGUCGGUUGCACGCUGGGUUGCCGAUGCCCUGUUUCUCGCCCUCGGCUUUCGCCAGCGCUGGCUGCCCACGCCAGAAGGGUGGUUGCGAUACUGGUCGUGCCGCCCUCGCGAAGCUGACCCGGCAGAGCUGCCCGCAGUCUUCAUCCAUGGCGUCGGCCUCGGUGCGGCCCCGUACUUGCAUUUCAUCGACCGGCUCCGCAGGGGCAGGCGGGCACCGUUGGUGGUGCUGGAGCUCCCGAACUGCUCUCGUUCCAACUUCCAGGAGGUCUCGCCGAGUGUGCCCUCCUUCCGUGACGCCUUCGAGCGCCUGUUGCUGAACGAGCUCCAGAUCGCCGGCCCAGGGCGCUACGUUUUGAUCGGGCACUCCCUAGGCACGGACUACUGCAGCAUGGUGAUGAACGACCCGCGCAUGCCAAGCAGCGAUCCCGUCUUGCGGCCAGCACGGCUGGUCCUGCUCGAUCCGAUCUGCUUCGUGCACGAGAUUGCAGAAGCCCACCGCCUGCCAUUCUGGACUUUCGCGGAGGCGCGACGGCACGCCGCCAAGGCUGGUAUCUGGUGGCCUCUGAUGAUGAUUGUGCUUCUCGUAGUGAUACGGGACGAGUACAACCAGGAAGGGACCAAGCGUGCGAUUGUGCCGGGCACAGACUCCAUCUUUCGUUGCUCCCACUCCCUAUUGCAGCGCUGCCCGACACUGGUCGUCCUCUCGGGCAACGAUGUGGCUCUUCCAGCUUGGAAAGUCUACGACUACGUGCGAGCACAGUUCCCUGAAGUGCAGGUUCGUAUCGAUCCUGGGCUUGAGCACGGAGGUUUCUUGAUGCCGUGGAAUCCGUGGUGGCUCUCUCGAGCACAUGCUGAACACAUCAUACGUUUCCUGGCCUCCGACGCGUCCCUGCCGUUCCGGCGCGUCGGUUCGCAGCCCGACGCGAAGCGUGAGGCGAGGCGUCAGGCUGAGAAGGAGAGGCCCAUCAGACGCAAGACUCUCUCGGAGAGCACCCUGUUGGCCUUGCAAUGAGGCGGGCGUGUCUGUGCCUUCGGCUGCACGGCAGGCAGAACAAAACGACGUUCGUCUCGGCCUUUGCUGCCACAUUGCCGAGAACGGCCCAGGG